AUAUAGAUAAGUCUUCGUUAAUAAUCUACACACGGAGUUACAGGUAUGAAUCGUUCAGCGCUCUAUCACAGCAGAGCGCCUGCAACAAAGCGAGCGCUGGAAUGUGUUUGACGCUGCGCGUGCGGCGCGGAGAAUGCCUUCGGUACUCCCACUUCCACGGGAUCCAAUCCGCGACGAACAGCAGUUUCAAGGCACCCGCGAAGUCUCCAAAAUGGCAAAAACAAAGCCCCAAAUGUCCAAAACGCACGAAUUUCAACACAAAUACAUGGCCGCUCGCUCGGAACCUGAAGAAGGGCCAUUUUCCAGUCGCUCGGCGCUUCGUUUCCCCUGCCAAAAGUGCGUUUCGGGGGGUUGUUUAUCAGUAGUAAGGGGAACUUGAAACCGCCCCUUGCCCCAUUUCCUCGCUUGUUUUGCUUUUUUCGCCUGGAUUCUCCAUGUUGGAGCAAUAGCGAGGGCUUUCAUAACGACAGGAGGGAAUGUACACAAAUAUACGGCUGGUAAAGAAACCGUACGAGAGCAACACGAAGGGCAUCCGAACGAGCCUCACCCAAGAGAAGCAGAAAACAAGGAAACGAGAAGACCAACAACAGCAACAACGAAACGGACUCCAUGUAAAAAAUAACACGACGGCAGAGGAGAUCGACGCGACGGCGACACAACGCGAGCGAUCGCGUGCGGGGGAAACUGAUUGGAUGUUGUUGGACCGCGCAUUUGUUAGAUGGAAAGUUCUAUCAUCACACAAGUGCAAAAAGAGGAAUCUCCGCUGCAGUCGAAAACAGGCCAAGGGAACAAAUCUUCCCCCAAGAAGCCUCGGAGCAGAAAUAUCUUCAAAGCGCUUUUCUGUUGCCUCCGAGCACAGGAUGCCCCUCAGCCGCCGCCCCCUGCCCAGGAUACUUUGCUGCCGCCUGAGAACAAUGGGACGGUCGCCAAGCCGUCUUACUGCCUCCGUCCCCGGUCCUUCGAAAAGGUCCCAGGAACCUGUCUGCUGCCUGAGGUGACCCCCCAGGACCAGGACAAGAUAUGUGUGGUCAUCGACCUGGACGAGACUCUGGUGCACAGCUCCUUCAAGCCCAUAAGCAACGCAGACUUCAUUGUGCCUGUGGAGAUCGAGGGGACGACGCACCAGGUGUAUGUUCUGAAGAGGCCGCACGUGGACGAGUUCCUUCACAGGAUGGGAGAGAUGUUCGAAUGCAUCCUCUUCACUGCCAGCCUGGCCAAGUACGCGGACCCGGUGACUGACCUGCUGGAUCAGAGCGGUGUCUUUCGGGCCCGACUUUUCCGGGAGUCCUGCGUCUUCCACCAGGGCUGCUAUGUCAAGGACCUGAGCCGGCUGGGCCGGGAUCUCCACAGAACGCUCAUCCUGGAUAACUCCCCGGCCUCCUACAUCUUCCACCCUGAGAAUGCUGUGCCUGUAGUGUCCUGGUUCGAUGACACGGAGGACACCGAGCUGCUCAACCUCCUGCCUGUCUUCGAGGAGCUCAGUCAGGCGGAGGACGUCUAUGCCAAACUCCAGCAGCUGCGAGCCCCUUGACCCCAGGCCUGCAGCCCCUCCCCUUCGAGCAGACCGUGUCUCGCUUCUGGAAAAAUCCAAACCCUCCUGGAACGCAGGCUCUUUGUUUGCGCCGUGGACUUUGCACCCCUGCGACAGCUCGUGCUGCGGCCAGCUGAUCCGGGAGCACGCCGCCAUUCGGCGCCGGUGGAAACGCACGCGUGUGCAGAAAAAACCUCCCGACACAGAGUCCGUCGCAUUCAAAACGAAGAGAGGAAAAGUUUUUGUUUUUGAAAGUUUCGGUAGUUUUCACACUUUAAAAAAGGACUUUUUAAAGCACUAUCUCUCUCAGUUGAGACUGAUUAGAGCACUAUCACAGCGUGGACUUUCUUUAUACUGUGUCAUGGGUGAUGAACACCAACGCAAAACUCAUAAAGCAAAAAAGAAAACGUAUAUAUUUUAUGCUCGAUUUUUGGGAUAUUGGGUUGUUUUCAGGAAAGCAAUUCAUUUCAUAGAUUGCCUUAACUAAUCUCAAGGAAACAAAAGAUGCUGAACUGCGGGUUGCUUGGACUAACACAAAACCAGUAUGGCCUGGCAUACAACUUGGGGUCCCAGAGCCCCUGACUGUCCAUCACUGUGCCUUUUUUUUAGGAAUCUCAGCAUGAUUAAAACUUUUGUUCAUAUUAGUUUUUUUUUAUUUUUAUUUUUAGGUUUUAUAUAUAUUUUUAAAUGUCCGUUAUUGUUCAGUAUAUAAAAUAUAGGUAUGUUUAAUUGUAGUACAAGGAAGAACAGCCAUACAAACCCUCUGUACUCUUAUUUUUUUUAAUUUUUUUUUUUUUUUUUAAAGAAGAGAAUAUUCUCAGUGAGGAUCAUUUUCUCCUGUUAGGGACCAUCACAGUCUGAGGGUUCAGACCACAGUAUUAUGCUAGAUAUUUACUACACAAGGUUUACUCUAUGCAAAUGGCCAAAUAUAGUGCAUCCAAAUUCUUAACUUUUUUUGUUUGCACUUUUCCAAAAAAGUAUAGCACAUAGGGUCUGGGUGGAACAAGCAGAAGCAUAGAAUGAUAUUCAAAAUAAUUUGUUUGCGUUACCUCACAUAUUAAGCAUUUGCCCUUGCAGGAAUCAUGUUUUUUUUUUUUUAAAUUUUUUUUUUUUAAAAGAAAGUACAAGUGUGCUUGACAGAAACUUACUGUAAAUCAGCAUUAGUGUACACACCUGGUUUCACACCACUUGUUACUCCAUUCAUAGGUAACAUUCAGCAGUUCUGCUUGCCUUGGAGAUGUCCAGCCUUUGUGACAGAUUUGUGUCCAUUUACAUUUAUUAUGGGACUGAAUACCUGGUGAUGAUGAUUUCAGGGCUAUUUCAGGAGGGCGUCAUAAUGUCAAAGGGGUUUUUGGUCUCUGUAGUUCUUUCUGGUUGUAGUUGAACCCAUUCUGACAUGUUGUUGACCCCAGGGAUAACUCCCAUUGAAAAUGCCUUGCUCUUUAGCACUUCCACCACCCAGGAGGUGUGUGUUAGCCUUUUUGUUCUUUAAAUGAGCACAUGCUUACUUUUACAUAACGGUAAGUGCCUAAGGCAUUUAUGCAUGUGGCCGAGUGACAAACAUCACCUCGCAUAUACAAUAUAUUCUUAAACAUUUGAACUAUAAAUUCUUUAAAAUCUCACCUGGUGGUUUAAAUCUCUUUCUUCAAGGAAAUCAUUUUCACUUAAGUUUGAUUAAUCGCUUUUGCAAUGUACAAUUUUCAGGUGACGUUCGGUAAAAAUUUCUGUGAAGGGACCCUGUAGGCAAGUUUUGACUAAAUUUAUACUAUACUCUCAUAUCAAAUCAAAAAGGGGUUUUAAUUACAUUUAUAAGCAUGUAUGUCUGUUUUUUGCAAUCAAGAUUUGUCACUUGUAGAAUACUUUUGUUACUCAUUGGUGGUGGGACAUGGUGGAGGGUAUUAAGAAAUGAGCUGAAUAAUAUGAAAUUGAUGCUGUACUGUAUCUGUUUAACUAAAUUCAAAAAGGUAAAUCUUAGCCAGAGUUUGCUGAAGGUGCUUUGUCAUCACUGGGGACCAAAUUCUUCAAUUUGAAAUAUAGCCGAAACCUUUUGGUAUUUAUUUUCAACAAAAUAGCUGAAAUAUGUUUAAAAAAAAAAAUGUGGGUUGAUAUAAUUGAUGCCAUUGCCAGUGUUUGUCCCAGAAAGUCACCCGGCCAAACCUACUGUUGUGUGUUGCAUUGGUUGCAGGUAAUUUCUGGUCAGUGUCACCGGGUUCUCAACGCUAAGGGUUCGUUAGGUACUGCACAGUGUGAGUAAAAUGAACAAUCAGAUAUUUAUGGUUCAGAUGUAUUGUUUUCUACAAAUCACGGGCGCAUUUUGCUUUACUUCGAUAUCCAAAAGAGCUUUGUAAUAUUGCUAAUUAAAAAAAAAAAAAUGUGCAUACUAACAAUGUGAUUACCAUAACUAUUGUGCCUGUUAUAAAAAGCUUUUAACUCCUGAACCAAGUCCUUCCUGUGUACACAUUGACCCUACCUUGAGUCUACCACACUGGGUAGAGUUGGUGAACAGUGCUGAUAACCAGGCUGAGGUUUUAUGGUGAAAAUUGGGCAGCUGGUACCAUAGUGGUUAGAGCCGUUGCUUUUGCACCCAAAGGUUGCAGGUUCAAAUCCCAGCUGCAGUACCCUUCACCAAGGUAUUUACCCUAAAUUGCUCCAGUAAAAUUACACAGCUGUGUAAGUUGGUAAAUCGUCGUAAGUCGCUUUGAAGGAAGACGUGAGCUAGCCGAAUAAAUGUAAAACACGUCUCGUUGCUUUUAAUUUCGGCAAGGAAACCAAAUCAAAACUCUCCACAGAGUAGCUAAGUGUCAGUUGUGUUCUAGUUAUUCACUUUGGAGUAGCAAAGCUCAUUUUAAACUCCUGAUCCUUAAACUGCAUCUGCUGUCAUUCAGUUGUAGUUUUGGCUCAGUUUUUGUGGAAAUGAUAACUGAGUGAAUGAAUGGGAAGAGUGCAGACCUUUCAACGUAUCCCAGUCUCAUGGAAGUUCCCUGUAGCCUCACGACCCGAGCGAUGUGAAGUUUUGGUACAUGAAUUGUCAGUAAUGUUUCUGUUUCUAAUGUAACUAUAAUGAGGAAGUCAAACUGAGCUGGUUUUCCUCUCCAGUGUAAGUUUGUCUGAUGCUUCUGAUUCUAGCAGUUGGUCAAUCAGUCACUCACACAGUCUCAUUUUGCCCCAUAAGCACCAUUUUGCAAUUACUUUGCCGCAGGCCACUCCGUGUAAAAUUGACUGUACGUGGUCCAGUCCCCAUGACAGACCGUUAAGUUAAUUUAUUUACCGGCUUUAGCAUCAAGUACGCAGUGUGAACCAGGCCAAUAUUAUUUUCUUGAUACCACUCACAGAAUUCCAAAUGCUGUAUUAGGAUUUUAAGUAUUAAAAAAAACUUGAAAUAUAUAUUUCUAUACUGUAUUUUUGGAGUUUUUGGAAAAAAAAAAAACAGUUUUGAAAGUGGUUUAAAAAUGGCUCAAGAAGUAAUAAAAACCUUGAUUUAAUACUU
This is a messenger RNA of Scleropages formosus (Asian bonytongue), 5018 nucleotides long. It is a transcript of the gene ctdsp2, whose product is annotated as CTD (carboxy-terminal domain, RNA polymerase II, polypeptide A) small phosphatase 2. Bases 719 to 1531 code for a protein of 270 amino acids. Gene Ontology annotation, molecular function: RNA polymerase II CTD heptapeptide repeat phosphatase activity. NCBI's taxonomy places the organism in Eukaryota, Metazoa, Chordata, Actinopteri, Osteoglossiformes, Osteoglossidae. The record is from RefSeq and is a predicted model, not a curated record. The transcript is spliced from 7 exons.